This is a messenger RNA of Durusdinium trenchii, 696 nucleotides long. NCBI's taxonomy places the organism in Eukaryota, Dinophyceae, Suessiales, Symbiodiniaceae. The record is from the annotation of a GenBank genome assembly.
AUGAUUCUCCAUGUAGAGAGUAAGAAUAAUGAGGCAGAGGCCUCCAGUGGUGAGUCCUCCAGCUGUUUGCGAGUUUUUGCGAGUCUUGCGAAGGCAAAAACAGUCAGCUCUGGUUUCCGGAGCUCGUUAGCGUCAUUGGUGCAAAAGUUGAACGAGGCUGAUCCUCACUUCAUCCGUUGCGUGAAGCCCAACCCGGAAAAGGUUCCGGACAAAUUUGCCUCUACCCUGGCCAUGGAGCAACUUACUUGUAGCGGUGUCUUUGAGGCUGUUCGCAUCCGCCAGUCUGGCUUUGCAGCUCGCGUCCCCUUUGGAGACUUUCUUGGCCGCUACAAGAUUGUGGUGCCAAAGGCAAAGCUGAAAGCCAUCCUCAGUUCAAGCUCGGAAGCGGACCGAGCCAAAGCUUUUGCAGAGGCCCUGCCAGAAGCCUUGGCUCCCUUGGGCGGUUGUGCAACUGGAGAUUUAGUCCUUGGAAAGAGCAAGGUGUUUGCAAAGCAGCCUGUGAUGAUUCGGCUGGACAAAGCAAGGGACAUGGCAGUCUCAACGUACGCUAUCGACAUCCAGAGAGUGUGGCGCGGCUACAGGACACGAAAGAUGCUGGCAACGUGCAAGGUAGUAGUCGCCCCAGCAUGUACUGUCCAACUAAACCAUAAGAGUAGAAAUUUCCACACUACUUGUAGAAAAACAUUUUUUUUUUGA